AUGGCUGAAAAGAUGAGGGUACAUGGGAGGUGCAUGGUGUGGGCAUGGUGUGGGCAUGGUGUGGGCAUGGUGUGGGCAUGGUGUGGGCAUGAGACAAUGGGGUGGGGUGAGGAGAGGCAGUAUGGCAGGUUUAGGGCCACCGACUCACCCCCGAUGCUGAACAGCAGCAACAGCACGCCACUCACCGCCGAUGCUGAACAGCAGGUGCGCGCACCCCAUGGCAGCCUGCACGAGCAGCAUGCAGAGCGGGCGUGGCGUGCACCAGCGUUUCAAACAGUGCUCCGACACGUAGCUGGGGCACUCCUGGUGCAUGCGGUGGGUGUUAUGGUUCAGGCACUCCUGGUGCAUGCGGUGGGUGUUAUGGUUCAGGCACUCCUGGUGGAUGCGGUGGGUGUUAUGGUUCAGGCACUCCUGGUGCAUGCGGUGGGUGUUAUGGUUCAGGCACUCCUGGUGCAUGCGGUGGGUGUUAUGGUUCAGGCACUCCUGGUGCAUGCGGUGGGUGUUAUGGUUCAGGCACUCCUGGUGCAUGCGGUGGGUGUUGUGGUUCAGGCACUCCUGGUGCAUGCGGUGGGUGUUAUGGUUCAGGCACUCCUGGUGCAUGCGGUGGGUGUUAUGGUUCAGGCACUCCUGGUGCAUGCGGUGGGUGUUAUGGUUCAGGCACUCCUGGUGCAUGCGGUGGGUGUUAUGGUUCAGGCACUCCUGGUGCAUGCGGUGGGUGUUAUGGUUCAGGCACUCCUGGUGCAUGCGGUGGGUGUUAUGGUUCAGGCACUCCUGGUGCAUGCGGUGGGUGUUAUGGUUCAGGCACUCCUGGUGCAUGCGGUGGGUGUUAUGGUUCAGGCACUCCUGGUGCAUGCGGUGGGUGUUAUGGUUCAGGCACUCCUGGUGCAUGCGGUGGGUGGGACGAAGGAGAACAGGCGACCAAAGAAUUACAAAUUCAUGCAGUGA
Messenger RNA from Closterium sp. Yama58-4, 945 nucleotides. The record is from the annotation of a GenBank genome assembly. NCBI's taxonomy places the organism in Eukaryota, Viridiplantae, Streptophyta, Zygnematophyceae, Desmidiales, Closteriaceae.